This is a messenger RNA of Manis pentadactyla (Chinese pangolin), 4155 nucleotides long. It is a transcript of the gene FBXO21, whose product is annotated as F-box protein 21. The transcript is spliced from 10 exons. Gene Ontology annotation, molecular function: protein binding; DNA binding. NCBI's taxonomy places the organism in Eukaryota, Metazoa, Chordata, Mammalia, Pholidota, Manidae. The record is from RefSeq and is a predicted model, not a curated record. Bases 449 to 1960 code for a protein of 503 amino acids.
CAAUCAACAAAAUACAGACUCUGGAAACUACAGGUCACACAACCAGGUUUCUUCAUUAAAAUGCAAGGGAAAAAAAGAUGGAAGGGGAUCUUGUAGUUUUAAAGACUUAAAAAACAUUGGAACAGACUACCCUGAAGUGUUUAGAGAUGUGCGUAUGGUGCAAGACAGAGAAAAGGUAGUGAUGACCUUAGAGGUGUGGAUCGUGAUGGUUAUAGAGGGGCCCAUGGAGGGUUUCUGGGUGUCUGCAAAGUUCUGUGACUUGGACUGAAUGGUGGAUACAAGGAUGUUUGUCUUUUAAUAAUUUAUUAUUAAGAUUAAUUCAUUAAGCUACUCAUUUGUUUCAUAUGAUAUGUGAAUUAAUAUAUUUUUCAACUGAAAGGUUAAAAAACUGGUAAAACAUAGCUCUGCUGAUUUUUAUUUACUAACUGGAGAUUGAAAGCCCUUUAUUAUGAAGUCACACAGACAAGUUAAUCACUGUCUCCCUCCUGUUUCCCAUGAUCUCUGUGUAUUUGGGAGAUCUGGUGAAGAAUUUCAUCCAUGCAGCAGAAAAGCUUUGACCUGGAAAUACUAUGCAAAAAAAAUUCUCUACUACCUGCGACAACAGAAAAUCUUAAAUAAUCUUAAGGCUUUUCUUCAGCAGCCUGAUGACUAUGAAUCAUAUCUUGAAGGUGCUGUGUAUAUUGACCAAUACUGCAAUCCUCUCUCUGACAUCAGCCUCAAAGACAUCCAGGCCCAGAUUGACAGCAUCGUAGAGCUUGUUUGCAAAACCCUCCGGGGCAUAAACAGUAGACACCCCAGCUUGGCCUUCAAGGCAGGUGAAUCCUCCAUGAUAAUGGAAAUAGAACUCCAGAGCCAAGUGCUGGAUGCCAUGAACUAUGUCCUUUAUGACCAACUGAAGUUCAAGGGGAACCGAGUGGAUUAUUAUAAUGCCCUAAACUUAUAUAUGCACCAGGUUUUGAUCCGCAGAACAGGAAUCCCAAUCAGCAUGUCUCUUCUCUACUUAACAAUUGCCCGGCAAUUGGGGGUCCCACUGGAACCUGUCAACUUCCCGAGUCACUUCUUACUAAGGUGGUGUCAAGGAGCAGAAGGGGUGACCCUGGACAUCUUUGACUACGUCUACAUAGAUGCUUUUGGGAAAGGCAAACAGCUGACAGUGAAGGAAUGUGAAUACUUGAUCGGCCAGCACGUGACAGCAGCGUUGUAUGGGGUGGUCAAUGUAAAGAAGGUCUUACAGCGAAUGGUGGGGAACCUUUUAAGCCUGGGAAAGCGGGAAGGCAUUGACCAGUCGUACCAGCUCCUGAGAGACUCACUCGAUCUGUAUCUGGCAAUGUACCCGGACCAGGUGCAGCUUCUCCUCCUUCAAGCCAGGCUCUACUUCCACCUGGGAAUCUGGCCAGAGAAGUCUUUCUGUCUUGUCUUGAAGGUGCUUGACAUCCUCCAGCACAUCCAGACCCUAGACCCGGGGCAGCACGGGGCGGUGGGCUAUCUGGUGCAGCACACGUUAGAGCACAUUGAGCGCAAGAAGGAGGAGGUGGGCGUGGAGGUGAAGCUCCGCUCCCAUGAGAAGCACAGAGAUGUCUGCUACUCCAUUGGGCUCAUUAUGAAACACAAGAGGUAUGGCUACAACUGUGUGAUCUAUGGCUGGGACCCCACCUGCAUGAUGGGACACGAGUGGAUCCGCAAUAUGAAUGUCCACAGCCUGCCUCACGGCCAUCAUCAGCCUUUCUAUAACGUGCUGGUGGAGGAUGGCUCCUGCAGAUAUGCAGCCCAAGAAAACUUGGAAUAUAAUGUGGAGCCUCAAGAAAUCUCACACCCUGAUGUCGGACGCUAUUUCUCAGAGUUUACUGGCACUCACUACAUCCCCAACGCAGAGCUAGAAAUUCGAUAUCCAGAGGACCUGGAGUCGGUCUAUGAAACAGUGCAGAAUAUUUACAGUGCAAAGAAAGAGAACGUGGAGUAAAGUCUAGUAGAGACAUUGUACCUUUCCUGCUGCUGUCUCCCAAGAGAACAGGGUUCCGGGAGAAGCCUCCAUGGACCCUCUGGAUCCCCACCCCCAGGAAGGCCACUACCCAGUAGUGCGGGUUGCCGCCUCCUCAGUUUAAAUGGUGUGCACUCUCCUCCAGCUGCAAAGACAAUGUUGCUCUCUCCGCCUACACUAGUGAAUUCAUGCAAAAGGCACUGUGUUCAGUGGCAUGGCUCGUAUGCUUGUCCUGUGGUGACAGUUUGUGACAUUCUGUCCUCAUGAGGUCUCACAGUCGGCACUCUUUUAUUUGCUUUCCAUCGUGUCUAUCUAUAUUUGUCUCCAAACAUUUCAUUUGCUAGGCAGAUGGGGUUACAUGUUUGCAAUAAUUUCUGCCUGAUUUCUCUGUGGGACAUGUGCAGUCCUCUGUCAGGAUUGUCUUCUUACCCUGAACUUAGUUGCUUCUUGAGAGGCAGAGCUGUGAGUAAGCCUGGCAUCGUCUUGAACAUGGAGACACUAUAACAAACUAACGAUAAUCUGAGUCGUUUGAGGUUUUUUUUUCUAAUAUUUGCAACAGAUUUCAGUUGUUUAUCUUUUUCUUUAUUUGAAUUGGGAGAAUUCCUCCCAUAUUCCUCUCUCGGAUCUACACUCACAUCUCUAUGAGUCACUAGUUUUCUAUUUUAUUACCUAAAAUUUUUUGAGAAAGUGCAUAAUAAUAGACUUUCUGAGUGGGUUUUUCCACAUUCGUCUGCUAUUCUUCCAUUUAACUUUAAAAUUAUUUAAAUCUACCCCAGUAUCACAGUUAGAUCUUAAAUCAGUGAUGGGUUGGUUCCUUUUAUUAUAGGAAGUGCAAUCUGGUGUUGAAACAUUUGCUCUUAGAAACCAUUCUCCAUGAUCUCCAAAGACUAAAAAAUGAAGUUUCACUUUUGUAACCAGAAAGGGGAAAUAAUCGCUCUUAAAAAUUAAAAAAGGGUAGAUUUCAUGCCUCGUCAUUCCUUAGAAUUACCUCAAGACCUUUCUGUGGUGGGGUAGAAGUAAAUAAAAUGUCUUUAAGUUUAAGAGUGUUCAAUCAGUGGGGAAGGAGAUGUGUGCUUUCUCAAGUCCAAGCACCAGGAUGAAGCCUGUUCUGAAGUUCCACGGGGGGAGUCUGGCUUCAUGCUCAGAUACCACUGGCUUUUCUUCCAUGUUCUUUGUCACCGAGUGGGAAGGUUCCAAGUCUUAUUGCAGCUCUGGGACACGCCCCACCCUUGACCUGCCAGGUCCCAAGCGAGCUAGCUAACCUUGUAGGUAAGCGGUAGACGCUGACUUCCAGAGUUAGGGCCUAGUUACUUUACUCUCUAAGUUUAGAAGAAUCCAGUUACUCUAGUGAGUGAGGCUUUAGGGGCUGCCUGUUCAUUUGCAUGUAGUAUUUUCACAUCAUAUUUGAUGACUGCCUCUUGUUUACCUUUGGAAAUCCUGGGAUGACUGAGGUUUGGGGAAGCCACCUGAGACCACUUAAUAGCAAGUGAUGACUGUUUUAAGCAGUUACUAGAGAUGGGGAUUUGGCCAGCCAGCUCCUUCCAGCCUGAAUUAGCUAUUGUCCAGUGUCCAUGUCCCUUGUCAGUCAAGUCCAAAGUCAGGUGAUAUGGACUUGCACUUGAAAUUGUGACCACUCACAAGGCCCGCCUGCCUGAGGGUGGGGGGGGUUUACACUACACUCAUUUAAAGGGGAAAAUUAGGUAACAUGGAGUGAAUACUAAUGAGAUGCAUUACUAAGAAACUGGCGCAUGCUGAAAGUUCAAUUGGUUCUCUGGUUUGAUUUUCUUUCUUCGAGUAACAUCAAAGCCAAGAAAAAUGGUUUUACCUUGACUGACCCAAUGUAAAUAUGUAUCUAGACUGUUUCUAAGUGUGUUUUCUUCAUGAAUGCUUUGUGUGGCUCCAGGAGGUCUGUGUCACCUGUGUAAGUUGGUAUUUGGGCACUUUAUAUUUUUCUAAAAAUGUGUUUUGGAUCCUGUACUCUAAUAAAUCAUAAGUUUCUUUUUAAAAUUUUUCCAAAAGUUUUCUCCAUUUUAAAAGCCCUGUUAUAAAAGUAGAACUUUCACAAUGUUAAAAUACUAAAUAUUUGGAUAUAGUAACUUCUUUUCUCUUCAAACGAAUGCCAAGAUUUUUUUGUACGAUGAUUAAUAAAUGGAACUUAUCCAGAGAAACCACACAAA